CACGAACGAAGAAAAAUGCAGACGGUGGUAAUGAGAGGUGCCCAACUUCUGGAAAGUUUUGGCUUUAUGGGAAAGGUGGGGUUGCUAUUCGUGGGAAACGUUUCACCGGCCUUUCUGUGCACCGGUGGAGACGACGGCACCUUUUCUUCUGAGUGGAGGCUCGGAAAGGGUUGCUUAAGACGACGGAGGUCGAAUCUCCGCUGCAGAGCGGGGGAGGCGAGGAACGAGCGCCGUGGCGGCGUCGGCGGUGGCGCAGGGGAGACCGAUGAAGAAUGGAUGUGGGGCCCCUCGGCCUCCCCCUACGAAAUCCUCGGGGUGGACCCCAUCUCCUGUUCCCGCGCCGAGCUCAAGGCUGCCUUCCGUGCCCGGGUGAAGGAAUUUCACCCGGAUGUUUGCAAGGACACAAAGAACGCGCAUUUGUUAAUCAGAUGUGUAAUUGAGGCCUAUGAGCUUCUGUAUAGAAACAUGCAAGAGGUGGCGGCUGAAAGGAUAUGUGGAGACCCCUUUGAGAAUCCAGAAUGUGAGGCCUCUGACCUCUUUGUCAAUGAAAUUCAAUGUGUCGGCAAAGAUGGUUACUUAAUCGCAGGAUGUCCAUAUUCUUGUGUUAGAAAGGCUCCUCAUGCCUUUUCAUUUACUGCUGAUAAUGGAAAAGCACGUGCAAUCUCUCAAGGACAUGGUGAUGAUUACCUUGUCCAGCUUGCUGUUGGACGGUGUCCUCGAAGAUGCAUACACUAUGUUACACCUUCUCAACGAGCUAUUCUUGAGGAUCUUCUUGGGAGUGUCUUAAGAGUACCGUAUGACUUAGCAGAGGCAUCUUUACUGGAUUCACUUAUAUCCAAGGCGAAGUUUGAGAAUGACAGGUAUCAAAAGCCGAAAAGGAAACCAAGGGCCUCAACUGAAUAUGUCGAUUGGUUGUGAUGAUCUCUUCAUAUUCAUAUGCAAUAUAUAGUGGAGGAAGAUAGGUAAAUAAAUGUAUAAGACUAUGAUUUUUAUCUCCAUCAAGAGUAACUUUGCUUGUUGUGAUUGAGCUGAUCUUGCUUGCAUUCUAAUGUGAAUGAUGAUGGGUGUUGGGUAA
Molecule: messenger RNA, 1075 nt
Organism: Ananas comosus (pineapple)
Lineage: Eukaryota; Viridiplantae; Streptophyta; Magnoliopsida; Poales; Bromeliaceae
Exons: 7
Coding region: 16-918 (300 amino acids)
Source: RefSeq, a predicted model, not a curated record